UAGCAUUGAAGAAGUAAUUACAAAAUUUGCUCAGUUAACACCUCAAGAAAGAGCGAAGAGGAAGUUAGAAAGCCUCGAAGCACUGAAGAAAACUUUUAAGAAGCUGGACCACGAUGUUAAUAUACCAGAAUUUCUGGGUACAAGGUAUGCUCUUGUUGAUGACCUGACUAGCCAAUCAAGGCUUCUGCAGAAUCAACUAUCUGAUGUGCAUAAGAGGCUGAGCUACUGGACCAAUCCAGAUAAGAUCAACAGUAUAGAGCAUUUGGGGCAAUUGGAAAAUUCACUCACGGAAUCACUUAACCGGAUUCGAUCACAUAAGGAAAACUUGGGAAAACAGCAUCUUAUGUCACUAGAAUGCCAUGGUCAGUUUCAAAGUGGGAUGCAUGUACCUUUCAGAAUGGGUGCGGAGCAGCAGAUCCCGCAUCUUCCUUGGCUUCCUAACAAUGACAGUCAACAUAUUAUGUUACCAGAGGAUCCAAAUCUGCUUCCCCACAGGGAUGCUGAGUGCACUGCAAGCACCUCUUUUGGGAGUUAUUCUGGUUACUUUGGUGCAGGAAAAAAUUCAGAACUAUCUAGUUCUGGUCAAGAAAGUGGUAUGAAUGGUAUUCUUGAUGAGUUAAAUGGAACUGCACCAUUGAGGCUACAGUUGGCUGGGCAGUACCCUUACCUGCCAGGGUCAUACAAUCUGAAUUUGCUGAACGAUACAAAAUUCCAACCUGCAGCAGAGAUGAACGUACAAAAAAGCCCUGGGGAUUUUAAUGCUAGUGGAAGUUUUGAAGCUUCCAAACCUGGGUAUGACUCUGUCCAUUGUGGUUGGGCUUCUACCCCAGGAUCGUGUGCUGUUACUAUGUUUGAUGACCAUUUGUAUUCUCGGCAAUUGGUCAGUUGA
Dovyalis caffra is the source of this 889-nucleotide messenger RNA. Lineage: Eukaryota; Viridiplantae; Streptophyta; Magnoliopsida; Malpighiales; Salicaceae. The record is from the annotation of a GenBank genome assembly.